Penicillium malachiteum is the source of this 723-nucleotide messenger RNA. RefSeq names its product mitochondrial nucleotide exchange factor MGE1 (gene grpE). Gene Ontology annotation, molecular function: protein-folding chaperone binding; adenyl-nucleotide exchange factor activity; protein homodimerization activity. The transcript has 3 exons. The record is from RefSeq and is a predicted model, not a curated record. Gene Ontology annotation, cellular component: PAM complex, Tim23 associated import motor. Bases 1 to 723 code for a protein of 240 amino acids. Gene Ontology annotation, biological process: protein import into mitochondrial matrix; protein folding. Lineage: Eukaryota; Fungi; Ascomycota; Eurotiomycetes; Eurotiales; Aspergillaceae.
AUGUUCCAACGAUCCAUCCUCAGACAAGUCCAGGCUGCCCGGUCAGCUCUGACUGCUUCUUCUUCCACAUCAGCUUCAUUGGCCGUCCGCCGGACAUCACAGUUGCAAACACGUCUGCCCGCUGUUCGCCCAUUUGCUCAGCCCUUCUCCCGCUUCUACUCUACUGAGAAGGAAGCUCCCAAGGAGGCCGAGUCCGCCGAAAAUGCCGAGGACUCCGUUCAGAAGCAGCUCGAGGAGAAGGACAAGCAAAUUCUUGAUCUGAAGGACAAGUACCUUCGCUCUGUCGCCGAAUUCCGUAACCUCCAGGAGCGCACUAAGCGCGACAUGGAUGGUGCCCGUAACUUCGCUAUUCAGCGCUUCGCCAAGGACCUUCUGGAGAGCAUUGACAACUUCGACCGCGCGCUGCUGGCCGUGCCCGCGGAUCAGCUCACUGCUGCUCAGACCGAGGAGAACAAGGCUCUGCACGAGCUCGUUGCUGGUCUUAAGAUGACUGAGAACAUCCUCUUGAACACUCUCACAAAACACGGCCUUGAGCGCUUCGAUCCUUCUGAGAAGGUUGAUGGCCAGACUCAGAAGUUCGAUCCUAACCUGCACGAGGCUACCUUUAUGGCUCCUUCCGCCGAUCUGCAGGAUGGUGAUGUUAUGUACACCCAGAGCAAGGGUUUCCGCCUGAACGGACGGGUUCUUCGGGCUGCCAAGGUCGGUGUCGUCAAGAACGCCUAA